GAAGAAAAGGGAGGGAACGGCCUAAGGAGGAGAGGGGGGGAAUCGGUAGCACAGGAGACGGGGAAAGCACAGAAGCUCCGUUGUUAGCUUUGUUCCGCAUCGAAGAGGCUAUUCCGAUUCUGAACAAAACGAAGACUCCAAAGACACUGACACAGCGCACGAAGCAGAGGAGAGAGGAGUUCGCGAGUCGUCCAGUAGAGGGUACAGGUGUUUUUGAACUUCUUCGCGUAAAAGGGGGAUCAAUAACCAUAUAGCAGAACAAAGUGAAAAAGAAAAAACUUUUCCAGCGAGUCGGAUCAAAAAAGCAAACCUGGAGUGUAAACGUACCUGUGUGCCGGCUAUUUCGCCAGGUGAUUUAAAAGAAACACAAAACUCUAAAUCUUCCUGUUGGUGCAGACUGCCGUGAAGACGCAGAUCCCUAGGGAAUGUGGGGGGAGCGUACUGUGCCGGAGAGAAGAUACGGACAAUGAAAUGGACACCGACUAGCACUAUUUAGCCUACACCGUACAUUGAUCACUUUUUACAACUUAAACAACUAUUUCAGAAGUACAUCACUAAUGCUUUUAAUGGAGGGGUGGAUUACACUCAUCGUUGUUUUAGGCGGUGUGAUAUUGAGGCCGACCAGCACUCAAAACGCCAUACCUGAAACAGUGCUGAACUGCUGUGAGGGGGAUAUUCUGUUCCUCCUGGAUUCAUCGGGCAGCGUCUCGUCCUACGAGCACUACCACAUGAUUCAGUUUCUGUCACAACUGCUGCAGCCCUUUUCCCUGGGGCCCGACCAGGUGAGAGUGGCGCUGCUGCAGGUGGGGACUGAGCCGCGCCUGGAGUUCGGGUUCGAGGCCCACAGCACCCACCGCAGCCUGCAGGGGGCGCUCUCGAGGAUUGCGCCGCUCCAGGGCGACACCAACACGGAGGCAGCCCUGAGACUGGCCCGGGAACAGGUGCUGGUGCCCGGUGGGGCGGGUGGGGCCAGGGCGGGGAUCCCCAGGGUGCUGGUUUGGUUGACUGACGGAGUGCAGCCUGGUGCUGUGGAGGGGCCCAUGGUCCAGCUGAAACAGGAGGGCGUGGCCAUUUUAGCAGUCUCCACGGGAUACGGGGACUAUCAGGUGCUCCAGAAGGUGGUAACCCCGCCUCCCAACGCUCACCUGUACUUUGUGGACAUUGACGACGUGAGCAUCAUCACCAAGGACCUGCGGGACGCCAUCAUCGAGCUGAUCCGGGCGGAGCGGCUGCAGGUUCGAGACGUGACCUCCAGCAGCGCGGUGCUGCAGUGGCGUCCCGUCUUGAGCGGCGGCACGGGCUACUACAACAUCGUGUUCGGGCCGCUGGGGACGGAGGGGGGCGGAGAGGGGGGUCCCGGCACCAGCACCAGCACCGGCAGCGGCCCGUUCCGCCGGGUGAGCCGCCCGGGCGACUCCACCUGGGCCGAGCUGACGGGCCUCCGGGAGGACACCUGGUACCGCGCCACGCUGGAGCCCCAGUCCAACGUGGACUUUCUGAAGCCCCUGUCCGUCAACUUCACCACUCUGCCUGAGGUACUGAGUCCCACCACGGUCACGGUCACGGAGUCGAACACGAGCAGCUUGAAAGUGAGCUGGGGACCCCUGCAGCCGAACUCGGUGCUGAGGUACGAGGUCGAGUAUGGCGCCCUCCCGAGGGGGGAGGUCCGCAUUUUCAUCGCGGGCCCAGACCAGAGCUCGGCGAUCCUCACCCAGCUGCAGCCCAACACUGAGUACCUGGUCACGGUCAGUGCACUGCACUCCACUGGCAGGCAGAGGGCGAUGUCUGUCAGAGUGUGCACUCAAGAGGAGCUUCCCGCCUUACAAGAUCUGGAGCUGACGACAGUGGGAAGUGACUCAGUCCAAGUCAGCUGGAGAGGUGGUGUGGAGGGGGUACAGGGGUACUGGGUGACUUGGGAAGGGGGCAGUGGCUUCUCUGGCCACACCAACUCUCUCUACCUGCCUCCAAACUCCCUCUCCACACUGCUAACCCACCUGCCCCCCGCCACUCGCAUCUGUGUCUCACCUGUGUACAGGACAGCCCGUGGAGAGGGACUGUGCUGCACUGCACAGAGUUACUCAGAAGCAGGAACCUGGGGCCACGGGUCAUACAGUUCUGCCUGAGCACACAGGAGCCAGACUACAGUGACGCAGUGAUUGAGUAACCGGACGUGCCAAAGGGGAGGAGAGGAGACCGAGAAGCCGAAACCUUUGAGAGAUCGACCUCAUUAUUGAAAACAGGCCCUAAAAUCACCUUCAGACACGUGCACACACAGACACACACACCCACCAUUGCAAGCAAGGAAAGGGGUCAGGAAAAUGUAUUUCUCAGUUCUUAAAGACGUCAAGGGAAGAAAUCAUUCACAAGGCACUUAAACUUCCUUUUUUGUCUGACGUGGGGGAUAAUGCAUGUGACAGAGACUCUGGUUUGAAUACUGUACUGUUGCUCCUGGAGGGCAACAUCCUGGUGAUAGGGGAACCGGUUUUCUCACAGACAACAUUGAACCUAUCAAUAGGUGUCUCAUUUCUCAUACAUUUUGUGACGUAUGUUGCACAUCAAUGUUUUUAACACUACAGUCUGAAGACAGGCUCUGUUGAAGACUAAUGACCAAAAUUGAGAAUGACCUUGUGUCUGCUGCCAUCCUGUGGUCUCGAGUUCAUACAGCAGUUUUCUACACAUACUUUUCAGAAGUUAUUAAACCAGCCAAAAAAUCUGGAUUAAAUUCACUAAUAUGUAGGUAUGGAUAUGAAUAUUAAUAGAUAUAUUUAUAACAGAACACUAACUAUUUGUUUUUUAAUCUCCUUUCGGAUAUAAUAUUUUGUUUUAGAUUUUUAUGUUGUUUAUUUGUUAUUUGGGUGUUUGUAAAGGCAAUAAAGAGUUGUGUGAACAAUU
Messenger RNA from Anguilla anguilla (European eel), 2892 nucleotides. Its product is annotated as von Willebrand factor A domain-containing protein 1-like. The record is from RefSeq and is a predicted model, not a curated record. Bases 558 to 2123 code for a protein of 521 amino acids. Gene Ontology annotation, molecular function: protein binding. The transcript is spliced from 6 exons. NCBI's taxonomy places the organism in Eukaryota, Metazoa, Chordata, Actinopteri, Anguilliformes, Anguillidae.